CUCUAGUGGUGGGUAAGUAGGUGGGUGAAGUUGGCGGAAAGGGGGAAGGUUGGACGUGAAGAGAAGAAAGAGAUCAGGCCAUCUCUCAUGGGUACUUCAGCUGCGGUUCCUGCAUUGGAGAAGGUUGGGCUAGAUGACCUUUGGGAUCCCUCCCAACUCUACAGUUCUGUGAUUUGGUAGUGGGAGAUCGCGGGUUAUUCUUGGUGGCUCUGCCCUAGCUUGAUGUUCACGGUUGGUUGGAUGCAUAGUAAAUGUGUUUGGUGUUUUUUUGAACUGAACACUUUAUAAAUUUGCCGCUGGGCUGGGUUGCAUACUGAACCUUCAGACUUCCUGCCUGCAGAGAAGCAGAAUGGCAUUCAGGUGAGGCCUGCAGGAGAAGGAAUGUGCCUCUUGCCCUUCCCUGAGGCCAGAUGAACCUUGUAUCGAUGGCAGCUGUGGUGGCAGUGGCAGAGCCGGAGCUGAAAUGGGUGUCCCUGUGGCUCCGUGUCCGCUGGGUGGCGGUGCUGGUGGUCCUGCUGGCUGCACUCCUCAUGUUGCUGCUCCCGUUGGCGUCUGUGGAAGAACAGUGCCAUGUCUUUUACAAGAGCUUGUCCUUGCUGAAGAGCAAGCUGGGAUUGGGCUACACAGGGAUCACCACGUACACAGGGCAGACGACAGGCCUCAGCGUGACAUCGGGUGGAUUGCAGCUGCUGGUGUUGAAGCCCAAAGCCUCCCAAGAGGUCAGAUUAGAAGCCAGAGCAGCCCUGAACCAGGCCCUGGAGAUGAAGAGGCAAGGUAAACGGGAGAAAGCCCACAAGCUUUUCUUGCACGCUCUCAAGAUGGACCCCGAUUACGUUGAUGCCUUGACCGAGUUUGGCCUCUUCUCUGAAGAAGAGAAGGACAUAAUUCAGGCUGACUACUUGUAUUCCAAAGCCUUGACCAUCUCUCCCCGUAAUGAGAAGGCUCUGAUCAGUCGUGACCGGACGUUGCCCCUCGUUGAAGAGAUUGACCAGAGGUACUUCAGCAUCAUUGACAGCAAAGUCCAAAAGGUCAUGUCCAUCCCGAAAGGCAGCUCCGCUCUCCGCAGGGUGAUGGAAGAGUCUUACUACCACCACAUCUACCACACGGUGGCCAUCGAAGGGAACACCUUGACGCUUUCUGAAAUACGGCACAUCAUUGAGACGCGGUACGCUGUUCCCGGCAAGAGCCUGGUGGAGCAGAACGAGGUCAUCGGCAUGCAUGCAGCCAUGAAGUACGUCAACACCACGCUGGUGUCCAGAAUUGGGUCCGUGACCCUCACGGACAUCUUGGAGAUUCACAGGCGAGUGCUUGGCUACGUGGACCCAGUAGAGGCUGGGAGGUUUCGGACUACCCAGGUCUUCGUAGGGCACCACAUCCCUCCGCACCCUUGCGAUGUCGAAAAGCAAGUGCUCGAGUUUGUACAGUGGAUCAACUCCGAAGACGCCAUGAGCCUGCACCCGGUUGAAUUUGCCGCCUUGGCCCAUUACAAGCUGGUCUACAUCCACCCCUUCGUGGACGGCAACGGCAGGACUUCACGCCUCUUGAUGAACCUCAUCCUCAUGCAGGCGGGCUACCCGCCCAUCACCAUCCGCAAGGAACAGCGGGCAGAGUACUACCACGUCUUGGAAGUGGCCAACGAAGGCGACGUCAGGCCCUUCAUCCGUUUCAUUGCCAAAUGCACCGAGACCACUUUGGACAUGCUGCUCAUAGCCACAACUGAGUAUUCCGUUGGGUUGCCCGAAGCACAUGGCAGCACCACGGAUUGCAAGCAGACCAUCCCCGUCAAAACCCGAACAUGAAUGCCAGUGUAGGGGUCGGAACCUGCUUGGCUUUAUCGAACACAUGACUACUGGCACUUUCUUUUAAGCAUUUCAUUUAUUUAAAUACGUUUUAAGUUAAAUCUGGGGGGGGGGAGAGACAAAGGAUAUUUCAAUAUUUAUUAUUCCUAAAGUAUAUAUAUUUUUCAGUUUCACUGGCUUUAUUAUGGAGAGGGGAGCAGGGCAGUGCCCUGAGGUGGAUUCAGCCAAGGACAUCUUUGCAAAUGGUCAUUGACAUCACUGUGUUUAGGGGAAACUGUUCUGCAAUGGACUUCUCAGCCAGCGCUCAUUGGACAAGAAAAGCCUGUGGUUUGUUUGCCUAGGACAUUCUGGCUGAGGAGUCCCUUCCAGCAAAGCAGUUCAGUUUGGCUUGAAGGCAUGGUGGUGCCCUAAUUCAGUGGGGGAGUGGGGGCUGUAUUUGACUGAAUCAACCCCAGGCUGUAUUUCAGAUCAGGGAGUGGCUAACCAGUGGUCUCCAGGUGUUGUUAGACUCCAGCUCCCAUCAGGCUCCAGCCAGGACAUCCCAUGGCCAGGAACGAUGGGAGCUGUAGCUGACCCACAGUUGCAGAGCCACAGGUUAGCUACCUCUGCUUUGGAACGCAUAUUGCUUUACCCCCAUUUUUGUGUGUGUCAGUUUGUAUUCCAAACCUGAAACCCAACAUAUUUCCCUUUUACCCGGUAACUGUGGGGCCUAGGUUGUUCCUUCCUCAUAACACAUGCUUGCCUAUUUACCCACCCACCCCCUUCAAAAAUAGCGGGGGGGGGGGGAUACAACACUCCUGUGAGACAUUUCGAUUGGUGCACCAAAAGGAUACCACAAGUAAUUCUGUUGGUGCUGGAGCCUGUUUGGAAAACACAACUUGAUGAUGCAGCAGGGGAAACUUGGGAUAUGUGGGGGGAUAAGGAAGGUUUGCUGUUCAAAAGUUGGACACCCUGUGUACAUACAUGUACAUGUAUGUAAGGGCCCUGGUUUGGUACUGUUCACUUGUACAGUUGAUUUCAUGGCCCGGCAUAUAUCCACUAUUUUUUUUUUAAAAAAAGGUAUCUAAAGAAAAUUUGAACAGAUAACAGAUCCGUUAUCACCCCUUUUUGAUAGCACUUUACAAAUUCACUUGACUUGCCAAUAAAGUAAUAAAGUAAUGGUGCUAAGCAUGGCACCCGAUCUGCGAAAGACACAUUUGUACAUGAGUGAUAUUGCUAAUAUCCAGCACUUAAACAUGCAUGCAGUAUUAGUGGCAGAAGAGUGGAGUCUGAAAGCGCUUGCCCUUUUUUUCCCAUCUCUCACCUCAUUCUCUGCUCCUCUACUGUCCUAGUCUUCUGACUGAAAAACACGAUCAUACAAAGCACUACAAAAUAAAUGUAUUAGAAUUGAACGGAUCAAAUUUAAGAAAUCAAGUACACCGAGGUGCCAGAGGGAGGAUAACAUACAGGGGUUAUCUGUGCCUUUAAAGCACUGUCUAGAUGAGAACAUGCUGAUCAAAUGGGAUGUAGCAAGAGAAGCUCUUGUCUUUACAGCAGCCUUUACCAGCCUGAGGUCUGCCAGAUGUUUUAGGCUGCAACUGAUUUAUGGUUAUGAUUGUAGGCAGCUUUAAUUCCAGAACUCUUAAAUGCAAUAAGGUUGAUAAAAAAACUUUUAAUAACAAAUAUCAACUAUACUAUGCUUGUAUAGGCUUGCUGAAACCUUAGUUUCCAGCAGACACAACUUCUGGCUGGCUGGGGCUGAUGGAAGUUUGUAGUGCAGAACAUCUGGAGGGCCCUACAUUGGUAAGGGAUGCUAUAUAGCAUUGUGAAUUAAACAUUCUCUGAUGCACAACUACCCAGUAUUUUUGAAUAGUACUGGAGUGCUAUGCACUAUGGGCAAAGAUGGGCAGAAGGAUGAGAUCAUCUGGUAGAGCUCUGGCUGAUUGGCAGAUGGGCAAGGUAAGAGAGACAAUUGUCUCCCAGUAAUAGAGACAAUUCUUUUCCAUCCUUGGAAAAGACCCUGAUGUUGGGAAAGAUUGAGGGCACUAGGAGAAGGGGAUGUCAGAGGACAAGAUGGUUGGACAGUGUUCUCGAAGCUACCAACAUGAGUUUGACCAAACUGCGGGAGGCAGUGCAAGACAGGAGUGCCUGGCGUGCUCUGGUCCAUGGGGUCACGAAGAGUCGGACACGACUAAACGACUAAACAACAAUAGAGACAAUAGUUUUUGCACCAAAAUACGGCUUCUGAAAUUAAGAAAACAGUGAAGUUCAGUUCUAGUAUACUAAAAACUAAUUAUUUCAAAAUGUGCUCAGUUGCAUUGUUCUAACUACAGGUAGGUAGGCGUG
Zootoca vivipara (common lizard) is the source of this 4124-nucleotide messenger RNA. It is a transcript of the gene FICD, whose product is annotated as FIC domain protein adenylyltransferase. The record is from RefSeq and is a predicted model, not a curated record. Gene Ontology annotation, molecular function: protein binding. NCBI's taxonomy places the organism in Eukaryota, Metazoa, Chordata, Lepidosauria, Squamata, Lacertidae.